AUGUCCGACAAGAUCAAGGAAUUUAUCGAGAUCCCCCAGCAGUUCGUCCGUGAGGGCAACCAGUUCCUCACUCGUUGCGCAAAACCGUCCUCCAAGGAGUACAUCCAGAUCUGCAGGGCAGUCGCUGUCGGCUUCGCCAUCAUGGGCCUCAUUGGCUACUUCGUGAAGCUCAUCCACAUACCCAUCAACAAUAUCCUAGUCGGAGGAGCAUAG
Schizophyllum commune H4-8 is the source of this 213-nucleotide messenger RNA. RefSeq names its product protein translocase SEC6. NCBI's taxonomy places the organism in Eukaryota, Fungi, Basidiomycota, Agaricomycetes, Agaricales, Schizophyllaceae. Gene Ontology annotation, molecular function: transmembrane protein transporter activity. The transcript is spliced from 5 exons. The record is from RefSeq and is a predicted model, not a curated record. Gene Ontology annotation, cellular component: membrane; Ssh1 translocon complex. The coding region runs from base 1 to 213 and encodes 70 amino acids. Gene Ontology annotation, biological process: protein targeting; post-translational protein targeting to membrane, translocation.